AUGCUGACGCCCCUUCUGAGUGAUACGGUGCUGCUCCCAUCAUUUGUACGUACAGUAUUAAAUGCUGACUUCCAUGGUGCAGGGCUGCCCCUUCUGAGUGAUACGGUGCUGCUCCCAUCAUUUGUACGUACAGUAUUAAAUGCUGACUUCCAAGUUGAUGGACUUGCACACCUGAUGAUGCACUUUUCCUGGAAAUGGAUAGGAAUCCUUGCCUCUGAUAACGAUAUUGGAUUACAAGGAAGUCAGCAGUUAAAGAAAGAAUUACACAACGUUGGCAUCUGUGUGGCAUUCCAUGAAAUCCUACCUACAAAUAUUCCACAGUAUAAAGCUCAGCUUCUGGUAGAGACCAUUAAAAAAUCAUCUGCAAGCAUUGUCAUAUUCUAUGCUUUUGAAUCUCAGGUGGCAUCUAUUAUGAGAGAAGCUUUAAAUCAGAAUGUUUAUGGAAAGGUAUGGAUAGGAACUAUCGGAUGGGUAACUAGCGCCUUUUCUUCUGACAUAGACAUUUGGAAAACCCUGCAUGGAACACUUGGCUUUGCAAUAUACAGUGGUGACAUCAUUGGAUUUAAGGAAUACCUCUUCAGCAUCCAUCCUUUCAAAUAUCCAAAUGAUAUCUAUAUGAAAUUCUUCUGGGAGGCAGCUUUUGGCUGCAAAUGGCUAGCUAAUGGCAGUUUAUAUAGGUCUGCUGAUAAUGAACAAAGAAACAGACCAACAUUUUGCACAGGUACUGAGGCCCUGGAAUUACUGGAUCCUUCUGUCUAUCAGGUCAAUGAGUUCCGGUUUACAUAUUCUAUGUACAACGCAGUGUAUUCACUGGCUGUUGCCUUAAGUAAUCUGCAGUCAUGCACAACAGGAAAAGGACCGUUCUUUAAUUCAACUUGUACAGAAUGGAAGGACUUUGUGCCUUGGCAAGUGCCACAGUCUGUAUGUAGUGAUAGCUGCCCCCUUGGGUACAGACAGGCCAUCCGACAAGGACAACCUCACUGCUGCCAUGACUGUGUUCCUUGUCCUGAGGGUGAAAUUGCUAAUCACACAGACUCUGUGGAAUGCUUCCGAUGUAACAGAGAUCAGUGGACAAAUGAGAAACAAGAUGUCUGCCUCCCAAAGCAAGUAGAAUUCCUGUCCUACGAUGAACAUUUAGGUAAAGCCCUAGCGGUCAUUAGCAUCAUCUUCUCUCUGAUUCCUGUCUACAUUCUUGGUCUGUUUGUGAAACAUCGUGAAACACCUAUUGUGAAAGCAAACAAUUGUGAGCUCAGCUACCUUCUCCUCUUCAGUCUUGUGCUGUGUUUCCUCUGCUCACUGAUAUUUAUCGGAUAUCCCUUGAGAGGAACGUGCUUACUUCGACAGACUGCAUUUGGUAUUACAUUUGCCAGCUGUGUCUCCUGUGUUUUAGCUAAAACUGUUACUGUUGUCAUUGCCUUCAGUGCUACAAAACCUGGCAGCAAAUUACAACAAUGGGUCGGGUUCAAGUUACCUGCUACUAUCAUAAUCUGUUGCACUCUUCUUCAGGUGAUAAUCUGUAUAGUGUGGUUGGCACUAUCUCCUCCUUAUCCAGACUUCAACACUUCUGCCAAAAUUGGGAUUCUAAUUAUUGAAUGUAAUGAGGGAUCAGCCAUUGCAUUCUGGUGCAUGCUGGGAUAUAUGGGACUUCUGGCUAGUGUCAGCUUUGUAGUUGCCUUCCUGGCUAGAAACUUGCCAGACAGCUUUAAUGAAACCAGGUUUAUUACCUUCAGUUUACUUGUGUUUGUCAGUGUCUGGUUAUCCUUUGUUCCUGCUUAUCUCAGUACCAGAGGAAAAUAUAUGAUUGCUGUAGAAAUAUUUGCAAUUUUGUCUUCAGGUAUGGGACUUCUGACAUGUAUAUUUUUCCCAAAGUGUUAUAUUGUUUUGCUAAGACCAGAAAUAAAUACCAAAGAAUAUUUAAUGGGAAGAAGCAAUGCUAGGAAAACUGAAAGAAACCAUGUUAAUGGCUAA
Protopterus annectens (West African lungfish) is the source of this 1968-nucleotide messenger RNA. RefSeq names its product extracellular calcium-sensing receptor-like. The record is from RefSeq and is a predicted model, not a curated record. The transcript is spliced from 3 exons. Lineage: Eukaryota; Metazoa; Chordata; Ceratodontiformes; Protopteridae. Gene Ontology annotation, cellular component: membrane. Gene Ontology annotation, biological process: G protein-coupled receptor signaling pathway. Gene Ontology annotation, molecular function: G protein-coupled receptor activity. Bases 1 to 1968 code for a protein of 655 amino acids.